Nylanderia fulva is the source of this 663-nucleotide messenger RNA. RefSeq lists its product as uncharacterized. NCBI's taxonomy places the organism in Eukaryota, Metazoa, Arthropoda, Insecta, Hymenoptera, Formicidae. The record is from RefSeq and is a predicted model, not a curated record.
AUGCGAGUCCCUCGUGAAUUCUCGCUGGCCAUCUUGUGUGUCUACCUUCAUGAUAUUUAUGCUGCCACUUUAUCUCAAAGUAGCGGCAAGUUUGCUCGCGAUAAGAGAUAUUUGGUGUACCCGCCGCCUAGGGACCCCUAUGCAGCGACGAGAGUUCAGUUAAUCCUCGGCCUCGGUUUACCUAUGGAAGUUGACGUCAGCAUGAUUAUCGGCUAUGUGAUGAAAUUUAAUUACGCCCUGCCCUAUAACGCCUCGUACUUGACGGAUCCAUAUGUCCGCUAUGACAGAUCGAUCAGUCGUCGUGUCGAGUCUGAUGAUGGGAAUGACGCUUCUACGUCAAAUGCGAAAGCUCUGAUAUCGAGAUGGGAAUUCUACGAAAUCCUCGAGUCGAUCUUCGAGUCUACGCGCUCGGGCAAAGCCUGUCUCUUAAAAAGCAUUUGCGAGGCCGCGGCGGUGCCUUUCGGCCAGAGGAGUCACACUCUGACUGCACAACUCGCUCAUAUUUUCCUCACGCCUUCCACCACAUCUGAAUCAUACGGGAGUGUCUUUGAUCAAGAAUAUCACGCCGCAGAAAUCGCAGGACAACGAGAUCCCAGCAACUGCGACAACUUAUAUCCCGAAUGCGCGGAAAGCCUCUUGGAUUAUUUCACCGAAAUCUAUUAA